GUAUGUGAUGAACCAGAAGAGUUAAAGAGGAAGGCUACUGAGCUGGCGGCUGCUGUCCGGAGUGCCAAGCACCUUGUCAUCUACACAGGAGCCGGGAUCAGUACGGCAGCUUCAAUCCCUGACUACAGAGGCCCUAAUGGCAUAUGGACAUUGCUGCAGAAGGGCAGGAGCAUCAGGGCUACAGAUCUGAGCGAGGCAGAGCCCACACUCACCCAUAUGAGCAUUGCCUGCCUACACAAGCACAACCUGGUGCAGCAUGUGGUGUCUCAAAACUGUGAUGGGCUGCACCUGCGGAGCGGGUUACCCCGAGCAGCGAUCUCUGAGCUUCAUGGAAACAUGUACAUAGAGGUCUGCACUUCCUGUACACCCAACAGAGAGUACGUGCGAGUAUUUGAUGUGACAGAGCGCACAGCCCUGCACAGGCAUCACACUGGCAGGAUGUGCCACAAGUGUGGGGCACAGUUGAGAGAUACAAUCGUCCACUUUGGGGAGAAGGGGACGUUGAGACAGCCCCUGAACUGGGAAGCAGCAACAGAAGCUGCAAGCAAAGCAGAUGUGAUUCUUUGUCUGGGUUCCAGCUUAAAGGUUUUGAAGAAGUACCCAUGUCUUUGGUGCAUGAGCAAGCCGCCCCCUCGUCGUCCGAAGCUGUACAUCGUGAACCUGCAGUGGACCCCGAAGGAUGACCUGGCCGCCCUGAAGCUGCACGGCCGCUGCGACGACGUGAUGCGGCUGCUGAUGGCAGAGCUGGGGCUGGAGAUCCCGCGCUACGACCGGUGA
Molecule: messenger RNA, 777 nt
Organism: Leptosomus discolor (cuckoo roller)
Lineage: Eukaryota; Metazoa; Chordata; Aves; Leptosomiformes; Leptosomidae
Source: RefSeq, a predicted model, not a curated record